AUGCAACACUGCGUGCCACCUCACCGUUCAGCUCACCCGGGCUACCGCCGUUCAUUGACAUCAAGAUCUUGGGCAGGUCCUCGUGGUAGCUCUUCGUCGUGGAUCCCGUGGCGACGCGGUCAAGAACUCUUCAUUUCCUUUGCUAGGACCCUCGACCAGUCUACCUUGGAAAGUGACGUUGACGACGACGUGGACUGGAUUGUCGGCAGAUAUGUAUCUCAUGCUCGGGCUAUCGAUCCUGGUGUCUUGAACCCUCUGUUGCCUCCUCCGUACUCUGCCUUUGUCAACGAUCUGGAACGAAACAGUACUCGGAAACACGAUGGCCAUAGCUCUAUUGAAACGCUGGUAUUGAAACGCAGACGUUUAUCAUCCUUCAGCGACCUCCAAGGCCCACUCAAGUACUCCAGAUCGGCCGAGUCUCAGGCUACGUAUAACGCCUCUACGAAAUUCGACAUCACUCACAACAACAGGGAACCUCUCACGUAUCUUAUCGCCUCUUCUCCUGCUAGAAAACCUGGACCUAAAGACCAUCCGAAACCUUUGACCAAACCCGACUUGGAUAAGCUCAUCAAGGAUCUAUACCUGGAAUUCGAUUAUUCGAACGACUGA
Molecule: messenger RNA, 609 nt
Organism: Laccaria bicolor S238N-H82
Lineage: Eukaryota; Fungi; Basidiomycota; Agaricomycetes; Agaricales; Hydnangiaceae
Exons: 2
Coding region: 1-609 (202 amino acids)
Source: RefSeq, a predicted model, not a curated record